Molecule: messenger RNA, 1886 nt
Organism: Sorex araneus (European shrew)
Lineage: Eukaryota; Metazoa; Chordata; Mammalia; Eulipotyphla; Soricidae
Gene: TMEM163
Product: transmembrane protein 163
Cellular component (GO): synaptic vesicle membrane
Molecular function (GO): zinc ion binding
Source: RefSeq, a predicted model, not a curated record
CCUCGCGGCCCCACCCCGGCCCCCGCCCCCCGCCGCCGGCGCACCUCCACUCGGCCGCGCGCUCAGUGUCCCCCUGCCGGCUCCCAGCCGCGGCGCCUGGCGCUUCCCCCUAGCGUCCCCGCCGCCGCCACCCACCGCCCCGCGCCAUGGAGCCGGCCGCGGGCAGCGAGCGCCGCAGCGCCCCGGGCCCCGCCGUCCCGCCGCCGCCCCGGGGCCCCCCACCCUUGGCUGCCGCGCCCGGCCCUCUGGGGACCCCCGCGCGGGAGCCGCCGCAGUCCGACGACGAAAGGCAGAUGCGCAUCAGCGAGAGCGGCCAGUUCAGCGACGGGCUGGAGGACCGAGGCUUACUAGAAAGCAGCACUCGACUAAAACCCCACGAAGCCCAGAACUACAGAAAGAAGGCGUUGUGGGUCUCCUGGUUCUCCAUUAUUGUCACACUGGCCCUGGCGGUAGCUGCCUUUACUGUCUCCGUUAUGAGGUACAGCGCCUCUGCUUUUGGGUUUGCAUUUGAUGCCAUCCUUGAUGUCCUGUCAUCGGCGAUUGUGCUGUGGCGUUACAGCAAUGCGGCCGCUGUACAUUCUGCCCAUAGGGAGUACAUAGCCUGUGUCAUCUUGGGGGUGAUAUUCCUUCUGUCAUCCAUAUGUAUAGUGGUCAAAGCCAUCCAUGACCUCUCAACGAGGCUGCUCCCAGAAGUGGAUGAUUUCCUGUUCAGCGUUUCCAUUCUAAGUGGGAUCCUGUGCAGUGUCCUCGCUGUGCUGAAGUUCAUGCUCGGGAAGGUUCUGAGCAGAGCACUCAUCACGGAUGGGUUUAACUCCCUUGUAGGUGGUGUCAUGGGCUUCUCCAUUCUCCUGAGCGCGGAGGUGUUCAAGCAUAAUGCGUCGGUCUGGUACCUGGAUGGAAGCAUCGGCGUGCUCAUUGGCCUCACCAUAUUCGCCUACGGGGUCAAACUCCUCAUGGACAUGGUGCCCAGGGUGAGGCAGACGCGCCACUACGAGAUGUUUGAGUGAGCAGCUGGGCGUCGCGUGGACCCCGUCAGGAUGGCAGGAGGCUCCCACACAGGCAGAUGGUGCCAAUGUUUAAUUCAACAUUCAGCUUUUUGUUUUAUUUUUGUGGGGGGGGCGGUUUAUGCUCCUGGGCACGAGGUGUACCCAGCAGGUGGGUCUGCACGGCUCCCCCCUCACUCCCAUCAGACACAUUAGAACAGUGAACAGCAGGGAAGACUCGUUUCCUGUCCCCUGACGGAAGUGAUGUCUUGGUUUUUGGGAGAGUCUGGAUUCCCACGGGGUGAGUGAGAGCACUGUUCUCUGCUACUCUCGGCUGAGACUGAUGGACACUGUCCAGACCCACCGCCAUGGCAGGUCACCCUUGUGUCCCUGGGACCCCCCCUUUCCAUACUCAGAAUCAUCAGUAUAUAUCACCUCCUAAUUUCUACCAAUGUAUUUCAUUUGUUUCAUACUGUUUUACUAAUUCUAAAUCUAAACUGAUUUGUCCCAAACGAGACCAUUCUAUUUUUCAAGUGCUUAGUGAUCUAUGUAGGAGCUUUGCAUGAAUGAAGUUAAGCACACGGCCCUUUCUUGUACACCAAGAACCUGAACACACACAUAAAACAGGAUCCAUUUUUGAGAGAUGUGAAACUACACUUUAUUUGUAAUAAAUAAUUAUAUAAUCUAUUCAUAUAUGCAUAUAUCUAUAUGCUGUACUAUGUGGUAAUGGUACAUUACAGUCUGUUAGAGGUGGCUCACUCUGUAAGGAAUGUUUCCAUUUCUGUCAUGUUGUAGGUAUAGACUCCAUAAAACGUUCCCCCAACACGCAACGUACCUCUGGCACUGUGGGCUUGUCCUGGCAAGUGUCUGACCAAUAAACACCUUUACCUGUUUUGUAUGGUA